UCUCUCUUCUUUCUCCUCUCUCUCUCUCUCUUUCGUCUGCAACUUCCGUUGGAGAGGAAGAGAAAGAGGAUCGCAAAAAAUAAGUAAAUAAAAAUAAAGAAAAAAGAUUGAAAUUUUUUUCAAAAAGAAAAGGGAGAAGUUAGGAAAUGGGGAAACUAUUGUGCGAUUCGACCGCCGUCGCGGAGACAUUUCAAAGCCCUUCGCCGACGGUGCCGUGGAGGGACCCACCCAAGGCGUCGCCGCUUGACGAGGACACAAUCUCGGCCGUAGAUCUGGUUGAGCAGUCGACCGACGACGCCGCAUGGGACAGUGUGGUGGGCCUGGAGGAGCAGCAGAGACGGCACCUCCAGAGGCUGCAUACGAAGGGGGUGCUCUGGAAGCUCCCGGAGGAUCACGACUCGUCGAAAUCCGACUCUAUAAUGCCGCAGAAGUCGAUGGUCUUCAGACUCUCGCACGGCGGCGAGGUGUCGUCCGACGGAAAUUGCCUGUUCACGGCGUCGCAGAAGGCGAUGAGGGUGGCGCGUGAGCUGGAUGCGCGGGAGCUGAGGAGGCUGACGGUGCGGAGGUUCACGGAGGACUAUGGAUCUGCGGCCGCGGAGGAGAAGCGGGUGAUAGACGACGCCAUUCGACAUAUGUACGCGCCUGAUCUGAAGGCGGGGUGGGGGAUACAUGUGAUUCAGGAGGUCAAGUUGCUGGCCAAGAAAGACGAGCGCGUGAGUCUGGACUCCGCCAUUGACGAGCUUCUUCAGCUCGGCAUGCAGAGGGAGCUGGCAGCAGAGUCCAUUUACAAGGAGAGAUGUAUCCCGGUGAUUGAUGGACAAAGUUGGGCCAAAUACAUGUCGAUCUCUGGUUCACCGGAUGAUGAAUACGACAUCAUCACAUUGCAAUACACAGAGGAAGGUUUAUUAACCAUCGACGAAAACAGAGUAGGUCAUGCUGCAGCUUUCGGAGAUGACAUUGCAAUUGAGUGUCUUGCCACAGAGUUUAAGCGAGAGAUUUAUGUGGUUCAAGCACAUGGUUCGGAUGCGAUGGUUGAUGAAGAGAAUUGCGUUUUCUUCCUUCCCCACCGACCAAGGAGUCAAAUUUGUGAACUUCCCUUCUUUCUUUUCAUGAAAGGAACAGGUUGGUGUGGCGCCGGAGCUGAUCACUACGAACCCCUCAUUGCCCAUCCUUUGUCAUUAAUUUCCCAGGAGAAGGUCGCGGUGGUACUCUGAUGAGGGCCAGGGCCGUCCUGCAGUUUUGUGGCUUUAGAGAGAUUGGCUAGAAGUAGUUGUUCUAUUUAUUCGUUCCCUUAGUGUUUGGCAUGCAAUCUAACUCUCCCGAUUCUUCUCUGAAUCGUCACAAGGAGAAUUUGAUUGCUUAGCAUUCAAUUUUUUGUUAGCUAGAAUCAAUCGGUUAUCUUCGACUGCAAGUUGCAGGCUUUGUUCCUGCAUUUGAGCCACCCUCUAGUAGCAUUCGCAAUGGUUUUACCGGCUUUUGUUGUUGUCGUAGUUGAGUGUUUUCAUUUCCUUUCGGGUGGAUAUUUAGCUCGACGCUAUUUCGUCCAAGCUGAAGUAGUAGUCCCUUUCUGUUGUAUCUUAAGCUGGCUUUUAUCAUUUGAAUGAAAGAAUUGACUCCCA
Messenger RNA from Pyrus x bretschneideri (Chinese white pear), 1619 nucleotides. RefSeq lists its product as uncharacterized. Bases 147 to 1214 code for a protein of 355 amino acids. The transcript is spliced from 4 exons. NCBI's taxonomy places the organism in Eukaryota, Viridiplantae, Streptophyta, Magnoliopsida, Rosales, Rosaceae. The record is from RefSeq and is a predicted model, not a curated record.